CCGGGAGGCGGGGACGCGGCGGCGGCUGCUCCAGUCGCGUCUUUCUCACUCACUGGGGAGCCCGGCGGUGGCGGCAGCUUUCGAGGCAGAGCCGCGAGCCCGCCAGGCAGCGAGCGGGAGGUCGGACAGACGCACGGACAGCGGGGGCAGCCGGACGGCCCGAGCCGCCUCAGGUUCCGCCAUGAGCUGGGGCACGGAGCUGUGGGAUCAGUUCGACAGCUUAGAUAAGCAUACACAAUGGGGAAUUGACUUCUUGGAAAGAUACGCCAAAUUUGUUAAAGAGAGAAUAGAGAUUGAGCAGAACUAUGCGAAACAAUUGAGAAAUUUGGUUAAGAAGUACUGUCCCAAACGUUCAUCCAAAGAUGAAGAGCCAAGGUUUACCUCGUGUAUAGCCUUUUUUAACAUCCUUAAUGAGUUAAAUGACUAUGCAGGACAGCGAGAAGUAGUAGCAGAGGAAAUGGCGCACAGAGUAUAUGGUGAAUUAAUGAGAUACGCUCAUGAUCUGAAAACUGAAAGAAAAAUGCAUCUCCAGGAAGGACGGAAAGCUCAACAGUACCUUGACAUGUGCUGGAAACAGAUGGAUAAUAGUAAAAAGAAAUUUGAAAGAGAAUGUAGAGAGGCAGAAAAGGCACAGCAGAGUUACGAAAGAUUGGAUAAUGAUACCAAUGCAACCAAGGCAGAUGUUGAAAAGGCCAAACAGCAGUUGAAUCUGCGUACACAUAUGGCUGAUGAGAAUAAAAAUGAAUAUGCUGCACAGUUACAGAACUUUAAUGGAGAACAACACAAGCAUUUCUACGUAGUGAUUCCUCAGAUUUACAAGCAACUACAAGAAAUGGAUGAACGAAGGACUAUUAAGCUCAGUGAGUGUUACAGAGGAUUUGCAGACUCAGAACGCAAAGUUAUUCCUAUCAUUUCAAAAUGUUUGGAAGGAAUGAUUCUUGCAGCAAAAUCAGUUGAUGAAAGGAGAGACUCUCAAAUGGUGGUAGACUCCUUCAAGUCUGGUUUUGAACCUCCAGGAGACUUUCCAUUUGAAGAUUACAGUCAACAUAUUUAUAGAACCAUUUCUGAUGGGACUAUCAGUGCAUCCAGACAGGAAGGUGGGAAGGUAGAUGCCAAAACCACAGUGGGAAAAGCCAAGGGCAAAUUGUGGCUCUUUGGAAAGAAGCCAAAGGGCCCAGCACUAGAAGAUUUCAGUCAUCUGCCACCAGAACAGAGACGUAAAAAACUACAGCAGCGCAUUGAUGAACUUAACAGAGAACUACAGAAAGAAUCCGACCAAAAAGAGGCACUCAACAAAAUGAAAGAUGUGUAUGAGAAAAAUCCGCAAAUGGGAGAUCCAGGGAGUUUGCAGCCCAAAUUAGCAGAGACUAUGAAUAACAUUGACCGCUUACGAAUGGAAAUCCACAAGAAUGAGGCUUGGCUCUCUGAAGUUGAAGGCAAAAUAGGUGGGAGAGGAGACAGAAGACAUAGCAGUGACAUAAAUCAUCUUGUGACACAGGGACGAGAAAGUCCUGAAGGAAGUUACACUGAUGAUGCAAACCAAGAAGUCCGUGGGCCACCCCAACAGCAUGGUCACCACAGUGAGUUUGAUGAUGAAUUUGAGGAUGAUGAUCCUUUGCCUGCUAUUGGACACUGCAAAGCUAUAUACCCUUUUGAUGGACAUAAUGAAGGCACUCUGGCAAUGAAAGAAGGGGAAGUUCUUUACAUUAUUGAGGAGGACAAAGGCGAUGGAUGGACAAGAGCUCGGAGACAGAAUGGUGAAGAAGGCUACGUUCCCACAUCAUACAUAGAUGUAACUCUAGAGAAAAACAGUAAAGGUGCAGUAACUUAUAUCUGAACUAACCAGGUGGCUUUGUGCCAUGUAUGGCAUAGAGGUGAUAACAUAAAAUGGUUGGAAAAAAUAAGAAAACUUAGAAGGCAUCCAGAUUUUAUUGUUCACUAUGUGAGCUGAGUGUAGGCUUGAUCUUAGAAAUGUGAGUAUGACCACAAGAUACUGUUUUUGUGGUGCUUUCCCGUUGGAGUGAUGUUGAUGUGAAGCUUAAUUGAUGCCUUUUGCUUUAUGUCCUGCUUAAGUCUGUGUGAAGGAUUUGUGUUUCUCUGCCUAAUUAGAGUUUGAUUUAUUGGGCAGGAAUCUGUAGGCAGUGUGUGCCCCUCUGUCUCCUUGUCCCCUUUGCUUCAGAAAACACAGUGACUGGAGUGAAUGCACAUAAGUACAACUACUCCGAAAUGCUGUAGAGAGCUGAGUGGUUUUUCUGGGAAAAAAAUAUAGCUGGGCAAAAUAAUAUGAUCAUUUUUUUCCUCUUUAUGUUUUAGUUUCCUCAAGGAGGAAAAUAAGCAUCCAGCACAUACCCUAUUAAGUAGCAGGCUAAUUGAGAGAGCUGCAAAGUAAGUCACCCGCUCCAGCUCUCGGGCGAGUAAAGCAGCUUUCUUUGUAGACCUGAACUCUCCAGGUGUCCUGGUAAUGCCCAGUAACGUCGGAGCUGCUUUCCAGAGUCACGUGCUUGUCUUUUCAUCUUGGAAAUAUCUUUUGGGAAGUAUCACUUUUCUGCUUACUUCGCAGUUGGUAGUUAUACAUAGGAAAAUAUUUCUAAGUCAUUGAAGACAGAGGACAUCUUGAAUGGAGGGGAUGUGCUGGCAAAUUUUACUUUUAAAAAAGAAAUUUUUUAAAAAUAAAUUGGCUUGAAGGAAGAUACCUGUGAUACCAUUUAGGGCAUUUCCUCAUGUUAGACGAAUCAGCAGUUACUAGGUCAGAUUGGUUUUUUUUCCUCCUAAUUUCAACAAACAUUUGUUAGAACUGCAUGGUCAAGGAUUGUGCAGUGCUAAUUGUGGUCUCAGCCUGUGCUACUUGGGUGGCAAAGCAGAGUGAGGAAGUGGUUAGAUUGGUCCUUGAUUUUGUUCAUGUUUCACAUUUUUGGGGGGGCUUUUCAGUAGCUGACUAUAAAAUGACUUUAGAGACAUUUGGGACACCCCUUUUGGUCUUUCCAAAGGUCUUCAGUAAUUGUUCUUUUCUUUUUCCUCCUGGACUGCAGGUUCCUGAAGAGGGUUUCUGAGGAAAUGGGCAAGAUGUUGGAGGAGGUUACGUGCAGCCGCUUUGGGGGAGGGUAUUAGACUGGUCAGGCUCAAAGGGAGAGUGAGAGAAGCAAGUCGCAUGAGUGCAUGCAGACAUGAUUAUUUUUUACUAACUUCGUUAGCAUUUCCAUACAUCGUUUUAAAAUAAAUCAUUGUAUAGCAGUCCUUAAAUUCCUAAUUCACAGUUAUUCACACAGAAGGAAAAAGCCAACAGUGGCUCUUUUCCCAUGUAUUUUACUGAUGUCCGAAUCUGAAAGAAUACAGAGCUGUCAUAAAGUGUGUUUUGCUCUGGCUGUCCAAGCAGGACUGUCUCCAUCCCAGCUCUGUUCUAAUUGGCUUUUAGGCCCAUUGUCUGUUAGAGUCCUUGUGUUUGUGUCUGCCUGCGCCACCUCCAUGCUUGCUUAACAUCCUGUUGCAUGUGUAGAGUGAUGGGGCUUGACUUUUUAGGCAUGUCUGUAUAAUCGCUUGUUUCUUGUCAAAGCCUUUGUUUUGUUUUACAUUCGGGGUGCAAAUCGUCUCGUCAGACAUCUCCAGCACUAAUGUUUCCAUCAUAGUGUUUUGUGUGUAUGCUGCUAUAACUUCCCACUGCAAACAUUCCAGUUCUGGCAUUGUGAAGAAGUAGUCUGUGAACUUGAAGUAUUUAUGACAAGAGAAAGAAAACAUCUCUGCUCUAGCCUACAGCCCAAUUGAAAGAACUCUUUGAAACCUGAUCCAUCUUCAGCCCCUCAGCCUGGGAAGACUGGUAGUCCGCACUGAACUCCUGGCAUAGUAAACACCGAAGAUCCUCGCCACCUCUCGACAAAGGACUGUUGUCAAAAGUCAGCUGCUUCCAUUCGAAUGCUGCCUUACUCUCGAGUGCCUCAACCUGUUCGUUGCCAACACCACCACUACAGUAUCCCACAAAGGGCUUUAAGUGUCAGCUCAGUGCGACCUCCUUUAACGGCGGCCCUGCCCUGCUGCAGCUGCUGCCAACGUAGCCUCGGUAGGUGGCUUUUAGAGCUCCACCGUGUACCAUGGUGCAUCUCUACAUUUGUGCAUCAAACUAAAGACAAGUCCAUUUUACUUGGUGUUUUUAUGAGAAGUUUUAUGGACCUCCCCCCACUGUCUUUUAAUUUGGGGUUAUGAUGAUAUCAUUUGAUUAUUACAAUGAUAGUCUCUUUCCAAGUGAUGCUUUUGUUCAAACCAGAUAAAUUUUAGUGAAACUUUGUAAUGAUCUCUGUGCACUUUUACUUGUAAAAUGGGAAUUUCUAUAUGUUCAUACUUGUAAAUAUCAUUGUCCUUAGUGCCCUUAUUGCUCAUGUUUGUCCCGCCUCGCAUUUGUGAUUCUGUUAAGGACUUAUAUCUUAACUAAUUUCUUAGUGCUGUUGUAAGGAAGAUGGGUGGGGGUGGGGGGGUUAUUUGUACCACUGAAGCAUCAUUAAUUUGGUCCUUUACUGUCUUGAGGGGAGAAAGAGAACGUGAAAUGGUCUGUGUAUUACUGCAUUUUAAGCAAUAUUUUAGAGGCUGUGUGACUGCUUUAAUAAUUUUCUUCCCAGUGUUAUUUGAAUCAUACUACCAGCUAUACUAAAGCUGAAUGACAAUUGUGUGAGAGUUAAUGCCUUCAUAAGAUCCAAGUACACUACUGUUACACAGCUGACAUACGUGUAUUACCUUUGAGGUUAGUGAACUAUAACGUUUAGAUAUUGAAUCUCGUUACAGGGUUAUUUAUAUAAUAUGACAUUUUAUUCAAUACUGACCGACUACAUGAAGUAGUUUUAAAACCUAGUGCUAUUUUUAUUUUAAAGGUUAGCAAUGAGGAGGAAAUGUGAUCUGGCUGUGUUUGUCUUCUGUACAAAGCCUGAAGUGCUUACGUGUUUCUGGCUAACAGCCACAGAGGGCAAAGUUUAAGGCUUUCUUGUAAGGACUAACUGUUCUUUUCAAGCUACUGUUUGUUUUUCUAAAAGCAGGAUUUGCUUCCGUAGGAGGCAAGUUCCUUUACAUGGAGUAGUGCAACCUGUAUAUGGGUGAUUAAAAUAGCAAAGACAUUUGUACUUGCACAGUUUGAAUCAUUCUGAAAUCAUUCUUAAAUUUUGAACAUGUGAUUGUCCAAAAGAAAUCUUUAAUUUUCCAGUAAUUUUUACUCUUUGUGCACAUAUUGAUUUCUUAUGGUAACUGCUUUGUUUAAGGUAGUGUUCUCUGUUGAGAAUAUUUUCAUGGAAUAAA
Molecule: messenger RNA, 5271 nt
Organism: Lepus europaeus (European hare)
Lineage: Eukaryota; Metazoa; Chordata; Mammalia; Lagomorpha; Leporidae
Gene: FNBP1L
Product: formin binding protein 1 like
Exons: 14
Coding region: 182-1837 (551 amino acids)
Biological process (GO): signal transduction
Molecular function (GO): protein binding
Source: RefSeq, a predicted model, not a curated record